Molecule: messenger RNA, 543 nt
Organism: Rotaria sp. Silwood1
Lineage: Eukaryota; Metazoa; Rotifera; Eurotatoria; Philodinida; Philodinidae
Source: the annotation of a GenBank genome assembly
AUGGCUCAAUGCAAAACAGCAACUAGAUGGAAUUUCAAACAUCAGCAAUUAAUUGACGCUGAUAUGAAAAUUCUUGCAAAUGAGUUAAAAACAAAUACAAAUUGCAAAGAACUCAUUCUUCAGCGUAAUGAAAUCACUUCAAAAGGUGCUCAAUACUUAGCUGAAAUGUUAAAAGUAAAUUGUACGUUGCAAUUAAUUUGGCUUGGCUGGAAUGAAAUUGGGGAUAAAGAAGUACGAUCAUUAUUUGUAUCUGCCACUACUAAAAUAGAAAAAAUUACUGAUAAUGGUAAUGAACAGCUUGAAGGUACUAUUUUUGAUAAUAAGGAGUUGAUGUAUGUUAGUGAUCAUCAUACAAAUGAAUUACGAACAUAUCUAACAAGUUCUCUUAUUAGUACAAAUGUUGCUGAACAACGUGGUACUAAUCCAUAUGCACUUAAUUGUCUUGAUUAUUCAUUUAGUUUUGAUGUUGAAGAUAAUUUCAGUCUUUAUAUAGCUGAUGAAAAUAAUGAGAGUUAUGAAAUGACCUCGAAAUUCAACAACUGA